GCCUUGUUCACCAAAAAGAAAGAAAGACAGAAAACCAGGGCAACCUUACCCAACAGAAGCCUCUUCUUAUUUCAUAAAUCUCAAUUACUUUCGAAAAUCAGCGCUGGCCAUGGCUUCUAGUUCUAGGAAGCGCGCGUCAGGUGCUAAUGAAAGUCCUACUGUAAACGAUGAACAUUCCCAUUUGAAAAGAACAAAGAUCACCCCAAGCAGAAGUGCCGCGUCUUCUAAUUCCCACAAAGAUUAUACAAGUGCCAUAAAAGGGAUUGAUACAAAUGGAGAUAGCUACUGGGAGAUAUCGAAGAUGCGCCGGGUCACUAUUUCCUCAUUUCGAGGAAAAACAUUAGUCAAUAUCCGGGAGUACUAUGAGAAAGAUGGCCAAGAGCUCCCCGGCAAAAAGGGCAUCUCGCUGCCAAUAGACCAGUUUGCCUCCCUGGUUAACUUGUUGCCUGAUAUUGAGCUUACACUCAAAGACCUGGGUGUGUCAGUUCCACGACCAGUCUAUGCCAGCGGAAAUAAUAUCACGGAUAAAGAGAACGAUGGAGUUUCAAGUGGUGGUGAGCUUGAAGGCUCACGCAUGCCGAGAAAGAAUAUCGAGGCUACAAGUGAGGAGGAUGAGAGUGAGGAGUAAAUUUUCGAGCUAGAACAGGAGCCUAGACGCUUUCAAAUCACUUAGUUACUGUAAUCUAGGUGUGAUUGUCUCAUUAGAGAAUGAUAGGGCUUUGCUGUUAGGAUG
This is a messenger RNA of Aspergillus alliaceus, 733 nucleotides long. RefSeq names its product transcriptional coactivator p15/PC4 family protein. Gene Ontology annotation, biological process: positive regulation of transcription initiation by RNA polymerase II. The transcript has 2 exons. Gene Ontology annotation, molecular function: DNA binding; transcription coactivator activity. The coding region runs from base 110 to 628 and encodes 172 amino acids. NCBI's taxonomy places the organism in Eukaryota, Fungi, Ascomycota, Eurotiomycetes, Eurotiales, Aspergillaceae. The record is from RefSeq and is a predicted model, not a curated record.